AUGGAACGUGCGAGAAAUGAAUUGCUAGAUUUGAUUGACUCUGUAGUUGGAAAGAAAAGUCUUGUACUGGAGAAACCAAUCUCAGGUGUUUUAAGCCUUCUAAUACCACUUCCUGCCCUCCAGGAGCACGGUAUUCAACGUAUCUACACAAUUGAGAAGAACCUCCCUGAGAACAUUGAUGAGAAGAUUGUGUACAUUUGUCGCCCUUCGUUCGACAUUGCCCAAAUUGUUUCAGGUCAUAUACAUCAGGCGCAAAGACUGGCUUUGCGAAGAAGUUACACGGUGAUCACGUUGCCAAAGUCCAACAUACUGUUCGAUUCAAUUCUUCAAGAACAAGGUGUGUUUGGUGAAAUUGAUCUACUAAAAUGGAACUUUUCAACUGUCGUUCUUGACGACGAUUUAUUGUCAAUGGAAUUGAGCCCGAAUGAGGAACCGACACAAAUGUUGUCAAUGGCUGUUGAUGCCGUUUUUGAGUUUGAAAAGGAGCACGGAUUGUUUCCUCGACUGUGCGGACGUGGUCCUUUGGUAGAUCAGUUCUGCUUGUUACGUGAAAAACGCUUACAAGAAGAAAGCAGCACGACUGAUCGCAGCGAAACUGCUUUCCUUUUUUCUCAAGACAUCGAUAGUCUUUUAAUUUUCGACCGUUCAAUGGACAUGGUCACCCCUCUAAUGACACAACUGACGUUUGAAGGACUUCUCGACGAAGCAUUUGGCAUUAAUCAAAUGUUUGUUAAACUCCCUCCCAAUCUAAUAACGGAUACCGCGGAAUCUGGUUUAGUUGGGAAAAAGUUCUCAUUACAUACGCAUGCCAAUCCUCUUUUCAAAGAACUAAGGGAUUUAAGUAUCCUCAAUAUUGGUCCCCAGCUGGGACGAAUUGGUCGCAAGCUUUCCGACACAUACAACGAACGAAAGGAUGCAAAGACCGUUGGUGAAAUUAAAAGUUUUGUUUCUCGUUUGGGUGCCUUACGAACUGAACACUCUUCCCUUAAUAUAUUCACUUCACUCGCAGAGGCACUUGUUCAACAAACAAAACGACCAAGCUUUCAGGAUUUUUUACAGCUUCAACAAUCGCUAGCUUCUGGUCUGGACGCUAACAGUCAACUGACAUUGUUGGACAGUCUCAUCUCUAGAAUGGCUCCCGCGGAAGAUGUUUUGCGAAUGCUGUGUCUGGCAAGUGUUGUUUCGGAUGGUCUUCGGGCGAAAGACAUUGAUGUCUACAGACGGGAAAUUACUCAAACAUACGGUUAUGAACAUCUGAUUACAUUGCACAGACUUAUGGAAACACCAUUGCUUCAGAUACGCACUACGUCUGGCUUGCCUUUCCAAAAGUCAAGCUUAUAUCAACAGUGGUUGCGUACAUAUCCGAUAAUCGUUGAGAACGUAAAUGAGCAACAACCCGAUGAUAUUGCUUACACGUAUGGAGGUUAUGGUCCUUUGUCUGUUCAUAUAUUGCGAGACAUUUUGGAACAUCGGGAUGCCCCAGAUGCAGUUACACGGCUGACUUCGCUUCCAGGAAAAUAUGUCGAUUACAGAUCUGAACAGCCUUUGAAUCACAAGAACACGCUUCCUACCGCAAACCCGUCCCCUAAAACCGUUGUCAUUCUGUUCCUCGGUGGAUGUACUUAUGCCGAGCUUUCUGCCCUUCGAUUCCUUCAAGAGAAACUGUCUCUAAACUUUGUAUUUAUUACUACAGGAAUUAUCAAUGGAUCCUCCUACAUGGGCUCUUUCGUUCCCAAGUCUAUGUUUCCGACUGCUUAG
This is a messenger RNA of Schizosaccharomyces japonicus yFS275, 1758 nucleotides long. RefSeq names its product vacuolar sorting protein Vps33. Gene Ontology annotation, biological process: vesicle-mediated transport; vacuole fusion, non-autophagic. Lineage: Eukaryota; Fungi; Ascomycota; Schizosaccharomycetes; Schizosaccharomycetales; Schizosaccharomycetaceae. The record is from RefSeq and is a predicted model, not a curated record. The coding region runs from base 1 to 1758 and encodes 585 amino acids. The transcript is spliced from 4 exons.